Messenger RNA from Neoarius graeffei (lesser salmon catfish), 993 nucleotides. RefSeq names its product small vasohibin binding protein (gene svbp). The coding region runs from base 160 to 360 and encodes 66 amino acids. The transcript is spliced from 3 exons. Gene Ontology annotation, biological process: protein secretion; negative regulation of protein ubiquitination. Gene Ontology annotation, cellular component: apical part of cell. NCBI's taxonomy places the organism in Eukaryota, Metazoa, Chordata, Actinopteri, Siluriformes, Ariidae. The record is from RefSeq and is a predicted model, not a curated record.
GAACAAGGAGGACGAACCCGGAAGUUAGUUAACAGGGUGCUCGUGUUUACUUUUUUACUUAGCGACUUAAAUAAUCUGUAGUUUUUAUUAUUAUUAUUAUUAGCUGUGCGUUCUAAUAUUUAUAUCUCGCAGAAACCACUAAUCCCAGACACUGAGGUCAUGGACGCUGCCAGUCGGAGAGACAAAGCCAAGCAGAAGGAGACGUCUGUGCGAGGGGACAGAGCGAAACCCAAAUCUGCUCAGCAGGAGCUCAAGCAGAGACAGAGAGCAGAGAUCUACGCCCUGAACAAAGUCAUGACAGAACUCGAGCAGCAGCAGUUUGAGGCGUUUUGCAAGCAGAUGCAGUCGCAAUCGGAGUGAAGACGUGACGUCAUGGAGCAAAAAAGACUGCUGGCGUGCAACACUACAGCGUCGUAGAGUGGAUCGAGUGUUUGUAUAAUCUCAAGUGAUGAUACACUGUGUCCACUUUGUUAGGAACACCUGCUUAUUUAUGCAGUCAGCCAAUCAUGUCUGACUUUAACCGUGGAAUAUUAUCAGAUACUGUAACUGCGGGAAUGAGAAGAGGUUCCUGAUCAAGCGGAGUGAGUCAGUGCUGUAUGAUUUUAGAGCAAAGCAAUCAGUCGAUCAUGAUGAUGAUGUCACUAGCAGUAUUUCUACUCAUGUUUUGAAUCAGUUACAAAGUGAGAAAAGGAUCAAAUGAUUGAUUACACACUGUUUAGUGUGAGAAGUGACAAGGAGGAAAUGCAAAAUGUUAAAUAUUGGUGCUACGCUUCAAUUUAUGAGGAACAAAUUGUACUUUAAAAAAAAAAUCAUCAUGGAGUUUAUUUCCAGUGUUGAUUCUUCGUAUUAAACUGUUCCUGAGUUUACAUUUAGACCCCACGUGGAACGAGGUCUUGUGUCACGUGUCGUGGCUCUCACGUCUAUUUUUAUUCAUAUGUCACAGUGUUCACUGAUUAACUGAGGUUAUUAUUGAAUAAAUAAUUUUUUUUUAAA